Molecule: messenger RNA, 1086 nt
Organism: Penicillium expansum
Lineage: Eukaryota; Fungi; Ascomycota; Eurotiomycetes; Eurotiales; Aspergillaceae
Exons: 1
Coding region: 1-1086 (361 amino acids)
Source: RefSeq, a predicted model, not a curated record
AUGCCGCUUCGUAAUUAUGGUCUCUGGAAAGCAACCCCUGUAUCCUACAUCGUUGAAUACGAAGAGGAUGACAAUAAAAGUCCGCAUUUAUCACUUUACUUCCGUGAUAAAGGAGGGCUGACUCACCAUUCUGGCCACAAGUCUCGCCGAGCCGGCAAAGGAAACAAAGAAAUUCCCGGGCUCUUCAGAGCAGCAAUCAACAUCAAGUCUGGUGACAAGAAAGAAUCGCGACUCGCCUACUGGGUGAAUCACGAUUACAAAAAUCAUCCGAUCGUCAAUAGUCUCAUCGACCUAUCCCCGGGGUUUCAUCCCCUUGAAAAAACGGAGCCAAAUCCUGUUGGCUUGAGACUAGACUACAUCCGCAGUAACUUAUUCAAUCUCAAAACCGGUCGCAUCCUACCCCAUGAUGUACCAGGUUCGAACAAUGAUAUGAUUGAUGUCUUGGAACCUGAAGUCAAACAAGCGAUUGACUCGAAGGCCGAUAUUUAUCUAUUUGGAGAACCGUUCGGUGAUCGAAAAGGUAUUCACAAUGUGCAUAUGAAUCAAGGCAAUGUUGAAAAAUUUGCAAAUGAUGAUGGUGUGUUCCAAGACGGUGGCCUUUUGAUCAACUACCCACUCUCUGGUCGAUGGGUUGGGGUAUUUAUAGGAUUCGCGUCACAAGCUGUGCACACCGACAAUAAGACAGGGCAUGCCAUAUCAUCAGAAACCUGGGGAGACUAUCUAGGGAGAAAGAAGAGAGGUGCCGACUUGACCGAGGACUCUGUGAUAAUUAACGAGGCAUUGAUGAGACCCGAGUCAAACGAUCCUAGAGCUAGGCGGAGGUCGGUUAUUCUCACAAAUCCGAAAGACCACAGGAUUUCCUUGGCUUCCUGGAAAAUCAAAAAUUCAGCGGGUGAAUCUCAAACACUGCCGCGUAAUGCAGUUUUGGAUGCUAAGUCAACGCAAGCGUUUGAGAUCCCGGACGUUCAUCUCUCAAACCUCGGCGACACCAUCACACUGUUGAAUGAACAAGGCCUGAAAGUUGAUGGGGUAAGCUAUCUGUCCCGACAGGGAUUUGACAGGCUACCAGUUGCUUUUGCUCAUUGA